Messenger RNA from Chrysemys picta bellii (western painted turtle), 432 nucleotides. NCBI's taxonomy places the organism in Eukaryota, Metazoa, Chordata, Testudines, Emydidae. The record is from RefSeq and is a predicted model, not a curated record.
GAGCAGCUGCAGAUGGUGGACCCUUUCUCCUGGAAUGGAAGGAGUAGGUGUAGGGAGGUCCCAGAAUGCAGUUCUCUAUGGGCAGCUGAGGGAGGCGAGCAAGGGACUGUUGAACCUGAAGCUGAGCAGGCAAGAGUGGAGCGGCUGGAGCAGCAGCGCAAGGCAGAGGAGGAGAGAAGGCGGCAGCUGGAGCAGGAGAUGAGAGACGUGGAACGCAGCCACCAGGAGAACAUUAGACAGGUGAAAGCCAAAAUGGAGGAGGAGACCGCCAAGAUGAGGCAGGAGACGGACAGAACCGUGGAGUGCAAGCUGAAGGAGCAGAAGAAGCUGUUGCAGCAGGGCUUCACAAUGCAAGCCAGGCUGAUGAAAGAGGAGAUGGACAGGCUGCAGAAGCAGGGAAAAGAGAGAGAGGAGAAGCUGCAGCAGCAAUUG